Cryptomeria japonica (Japanese cedar) is the source of this 423-nucleotide messenger RNA. Its product is annotated as laccase-12-like. Lineage: Eukaryota; Viridiplantae; Streptophyta; Pinopsida; Cupressales; Cupressaceae. The transcript has a single exon. The record is from RefSeq and is a predicted model, not a curated record. Bases 1 to 423 code for a protein of 140 amino acids. Gene Ontology annotation, molecular function: oxidoreductase activity.
AUGUAUGCAGGAACAGCAAAGUUCCCUGUACGUAAGGGAAAAACCUAUCUUCUUCGUAUCGUCAAUGCUGCAGUCUAUAAUCACCUCUUUCUCAAGGUUGCAUCACACAAUCUGACAGUGGUAGCAAUGGAUGCCUCUUACACAAAACCAUACACAACGGACAUACUGAUGUUAACAUCUGGUCAGACUAUAGACGUUCUUCUCACGGCCAAUCAAGCCGAAGCCAAAUACUAUAUGGCCGCCAAAGUAUACACUAUUCAAUCUGAAGCAAAUAUUGAUAACACCACAACAACCGCCAUUCUAAGCUACGUUGGCUCUAAAUCAUCUACCACUCCAAUCCUUCCAGAAUACAACGACACUGCAACUGUGACAAACUUUAGAGAAGCAUCCGGUGGACGUUCCCCAAACCAUAGACGACAGUAG